GGACAGGGUCAGACGGGUGGCGCGUGGGACAGGGUCAGACGGGUGGCGCGUGGGAGACAAAAACGGCACUGCAGUUUGAGUCGGCAUUAAUCUCAAUUAAGCUGUAGCUCCCUCUGUGAUGUUGGAUGUGACCCCUGUUGGAUGUGACCCCUGUUGGAUGUGACCCCUGUUGGAUGUGACCCCUGUUGGUUGCGACCCCUGUUGGUUGCUCCCUCUGCGAUGUUGGAUGUGACCCCUGCUGGGUAACCACAUCAGUGGAAUCUACCAUGGGAUUGGCAUGCCCCCUCAUCCAAUCCUGAUAACAGGGGAAUAUGUCCCUGAUAGACCCAGCUGGCUUGAGAUGAGAGCUUUCUUUCCUGUCAACAGUCAGGUCUUUCCUGGCAACGGUCAGGUCUUUCCAGGCAACGCUCAGGUCUUUCCAGGCAACGCUCAGGUCUUUCCAGGCAACGGUCAGGUCUUUCCAGGCAACGGUCAGGUCUUUCCAGGCAACGGUCAGGUCUAUCCUGGCAACGGUCAGGUCUAUCCUGGCAACGGUCAGGUCUUUCCAGUCAACGGUCAGGUCUUUCCAGGCAACGGUCAGGUCUUUCCAGGCAACGGUCAGGUCUUUCCAGGCAACGGUCAGGUCUUUCCAGGCAACGGUCAGGUCUUUCCAGGCAACGGUCAGGUCUUUCCAGGCAACGGUCAGGUCUUUCCAGGCAACGGUCAGGUCUUUCCAGGCAACGGUCAGGUCUUUCCAGGCAACGGUCAGGUCUUUCCAGGCAACGGUCAGGUCUUUCCAGGCAACGGUCAGGUCUUUCCAGGCAACGGUCAGGUCUUUCCAGGCAACGGUCAGGUCUAUCCUGGCAACGGUCAGGUCUAUCCUGGCAACGGUCAGGUCUUUCCAGGCAACGGUCAGGUCUUUCCAGGCAACGGUCAGGUCUUUCCAGGCAACGGUCAGGUCUUUCCAGGCAACGGUCAGGUCUUUCCAGGCAACGGUCAGGUCUUUCCUGGCAACGGUCAGGUCUUUCCAGGCCAAUUGACACCAGUGCAUAAUGAUCCGUUUGCAGUACCUGUUUGUUCCUCUUAUCUGUUGAAGCUAAAUAGACUAGUGCCACUGUUCAUUCUGUGGGUGAAUGGGCUCUGCUCAGCCACUCUGUUAGCUGCUAUUGUUCCUGCACUUAGUGUUCAUCUCUCUGCUGAUGGUCUUCCCUCUUUGGUUCCAUCUCUCUGCUGAUGGUCUUCCUUCCUUGGUUCCAUCUCUCUGCUGACGGUCUUCCCUCUUUGGU
Messenger RNA from Oncorhynchus keta (chum salmon), 1265 nucleotides. RefSeq lists its product as uncharacterized. The record is from RefSeq and is a predicted model, not a curated record. The transcript is spliced from 5 exons. Lineage: Eukaryota; Metazoa; Chordata; Actinopteri; Salmoniformes; Salmonidae. The coding region runs from base 278 to 1213 and encodes 311 amino acids.